Messenger RNA from Medicago truncatula (barrel medic), 1892 nucleotides. RefSeq lists its product as uncharacterized. NCBI's taxonomy places the organism in Eukaryota, Viridiplantae, Streptophyta, Magnoliopsida, Fabales, Fabaceae. The record is from RefSeq and is a predicted model, not a curated record. The transcript is spliced from 8 exons. Bases 143 to 1492 code for a protein of 449 amino acids.
CAAUUUCAUUUCAUUACAUUACAUACCAUUCUUCCACAUUUCACAUUUCUUCAACCUCCAUUCACCAUUUUUACUUAUCUUAACUCCGAUUCAGCUCUUAUCGCUUCGAUUCGUUGUUUUAUUGGUUUCUCGAACACGAAACAUGGAGAGUUCGUUCGAGGCAUGGGAAGAAAUGCAACGACACGGUCAGGAUAUAGCUGACCGAUUUACGCAAGGUUUCACCGAAUUGAUUCAUACACGCAUAACUCCACCGCAAAUCGUUUGGCCAAAUCCUCCAAAAUCAAAGCUGUUUGAUCUGGAGUUUUCGACGCAGAGUUUUGGGAAGAAGGAUUUUGGAUUACCUGUUGAUGAUUAUGGUGUUUCGGCGAUUUUCGAUAUCGGUAAUCGGAUCGGUCAAGCUGGGAUGGAUUUUGGUGCUAGUUUGAAUGGAAUGGUUCAGCAGUUUUUUAGGUCGUUGCCGGUGCCGUUUAAGCAGGAGGAGGAUGGGGUUAGGGUUGGGGGAAAGGGAGAGAGAGGAGGGGUUUAUGAGAGAUUGAAGAAUCAUGGGUUUUCUGAAAGUGUUAGUGGUAGUGUUGACGAAGAGAUUGGUGGGUUGAAUCUUGGUUCUGCUGGUUAUUUGGGUAGGAGACAGGGAGUCAUAAAUUUUACGUCAACUUAUGAUAGUAGAACUCAAGAAGUAGAAGGUUCUAUAGCUACAAGGGGAGAUUUGUGGAGAGUAGAGGCAUCACGUGGUGGUUCUACAUCUGGAAAUGAAAAUUCAUCUCUUUUCCUGGUCCAACUUGGACCUCUCCUCUUUAUCCGUGAUUCGACUCUUCUUUUGCCUGUUCAUUUGUCAAAGCAACAUUUGCUGUGGUAUGGCUACGACAGAAAGAACGGAAUGCAUUCUCUUUGUCCAGCAGUGUGGUCAAAACACCGUCGGUGGCUGUUGAUGUCCAUGCUUUGCUUGAAUCCCGUAGCUUGUUCAUUUGUGGAUCUUCAAUUUCCAAACGGGCAACUAACCUAUGUAUCCGGUGAGGGUCUAAGUACGAGUGCUUUCCUUCCUAUUUGUGGAGGUCUUCUUCAAGUUCAGGGUCAAUAUCCCGGUGAAAUGAGAUUCAGCUAUUCCUGCAAGAACAAAUGGGGAACGAGAAUCACACCAAUGAUACAAUGGCCUGAUAAAUCGUUUUCCUUCGGUGUUUGUCAAGCGCUGGCUUGGAAGAGGUCUGGUCUCAUUGUAAGGCCAACUGUUCAAUUCAGUGUGUGCCCUACAUUUGGUGGAAGCAAUCCAGGGUUGAGGGCUGAACUCAUUCAUUCAAUCAAAGAGCAACUCAAUCUAAUUUGUGGAUGUUCCAUGACAACUUAUCCUUCCGCAUUUGCUUCAGUAUCUAUUGGUAGGUCGAAAUGGAAUGGAAAUGUUGGGAAGUCAGGUCUUGUUCUGAGAGUUGAUACUCCCCUCUGCAGUGUUGGACGUCCUUCUUUCUCCGUUCAGAUAAACAGUGGCAUUGAAUUUUGAUGAUACCCUUCAAAUUCAUGGCGCCAUCUUUUCUAUAUUUUUUUCAAUGAGAAGUGUACAUAGGUUUGGUUUGGUUCAUCCACAACAUUAUACUCCUAACAUCAAAAGCUUGCAGUGUUUAUGUGAAUAGAAAAAAUCUAGUCAGAUUGGUACAUAUUUUGGCCACUUUUUAUGGUUUGGCUCAAUUCAUCAUAUGUUGGAGCUCAGUGUACUUACUAUAUUGAAUUUCAUAAUUGUUUUGCAAGCUUAACAUUUCUAUUUUUUAUUUAUUAUCUUUUUCAGUAGUGUUAGUAUUCGUGUUGUAAAGAUUAUUAGUGAAGGAUCUUGCCUUUGCGAGAGAGAACUUUGGUUCAAUUUCUCAAGCGAUUUUAUUUCAGCAAUGAAAGGGAAGAAUUAGUCA